AAUCUUCAUGCGCCUCCCCGCAUAUAAAGACUCCGCCUUGUCGCUUCUAGACAUUCAGACUUGCAACAAACUCCAGGUGGAUCUGUCAGUACUCUGUUACUACAUCGUAAUUUGUUUGGACAAAACACUGUUGGUGUUCUGAGUAAAAAUGCCUCUGGCUAAGGAUCUGCUGCACCCCAGGUUUGCAGAGGAGAGGAGAAGACAUAAGAAGAAGAGGCUGGUGCAAAGCCCCAACUCCUACUUCAUGGAUGUUAAAUGCAUGGGUUGCUAUAAAAUCACAACCAUCUUCAGCCAUGCCCAGACAGUGGUGCCCUGCUCAGGAUGCUCUAUAAUCCUCUGCAUGCCCCGAGGGGGGAAAUGCCAACUAACAGCAGGCUGCGCCUUCAGGAAGAAAUAUUCAUGAGCACUAAUAUGCCAGAACACCCAGGACAAGCUGAAGGAUGGACCGUGGAUAAAUAGGUCUGAGCCACACUGGCUGUGCCGCAAAUCCGUACUAAAUAGAGGAAUCGCCUCUAUUUAUCUCGAUAAUGUAGAGUGAUAUUUCUCCCUCAUGUGGUGAUUGAGCAAAAGAUGAGAUAUAAGAGUAAAGAUUAGACCAAGAUUCAUAUAGUGUCGCUAUAUGACAGAUUUUUUUUACAUCUCUGCAUAAAAAUUUUCUGAUUUUUACAAAGGUCCUAAAAACAGACAAAGAGAACCCAGUUUAACCAAUGAAAUAGAAAUAUUAUACGUAUAUCGUAUAUUUGAUCAUUCAAGAAAUGCAGUAAUGACAGUAACUUUUCAUUUCCGGUAACCGCUGAUGAGUCAUUUAUGGGGGCUUGGGGGAAUUUUAGCGCUUCAGUUCUUAAAUGUUGGCGGGUCUCCUCACAUGAACUGUUUGCUUCAGGUGCUUCCACAACAUUUCUAUUUGAUUAAGGUCAUGGCUUUGACUUGGUCGUUCUAAAAUAUUAAUUUUGUUCUUCUUUAACCACUGACCAAUCAUUCUUGACAUUUAACUGUGUGCUACAGUUUAAUCCUAAUCUUAAUAGAAGGUAUCUGAGAAUGAUAAACUUUGUGAAUAGAUGUUACCCUUCAGCUCCUUUAUUCGGAAGAUAUAAACUUUCUGUAUAGAUUUAUUAACUUAACUAUUUCCCAGGUGUUUUUCAAAACUUUUUCUUUUUUUCAUCUGAUAUUCACUCUUACUCCACUAGACAGUCAAAGAAAUUCAUUGCCCUUUAUGUCAGACUUCCUCAGUUCAACUUUCACUGCAUUGUAGAGGACCAUCUCUUAAAGCAUCCCCUUUGCUGGCAAUCUUUAAAGACCAGAUGAAAAAGUAUUUAAUCAAUCAUCUUUAGUGUGGCAUUAUAAUUUUUUUCUGUUUGGCAUUCUUAUGUUGAUUUUGAUGUUUUGCUAGGGAAAGUUCUGUGAUAAGCCUUCAGUGACUUCUAACGUCUCCGGCCAAUCUCUUUUUCUUUCCUUAUUCUGUACAUUCUAACAUCUGAACAGAUGGACUCCAAUCUGACCUUAAAAUAAACCUGUAAUUCUAGAAGUGCAAUGUAUUUGCAGACCACAGAUACAGAAUAUACAGAAUAUUGCCUAUUUGUCAAAAAUAAACAGAUACAUUAGUAUAAUAUUACUGUUUCAUUAGCUUGCUUGGGUUCUCAUUGUCUUCUUUCAUUUUAAUGCAUAAAUGUAGAAAAUUCUGAUGAAUGCAAAUCCUUUUAAGUGACACUGCAUAUGUAAGCACACUCCUGUAUGCUCAGAUUGAAUUAUAUACAUUUUAUGAUGAAGCACUUGAUGAAAAGACAAUUAAACAAUUACCACAGCAGUAGUAGAACAAAUUCAAAUGAUGCAGGAUUUCUGUAAAACAUUUAUUAAGUUGACAUGGAGGGGGAUGGUGACUGAAAUAUUUCAAAAUGGCAUCGAUCAAAUGUGAGGGGGCUUUCCUUGGCCCUGGCGUGAGAUGAAACCAUCAAAGAAAAAAUAAAACAUUUUAAGGUUUAA
This is a messenger RNA of Mugil cephalus (flathead mullet), 1980 nucleotides long. Its product is annotated as 40S ribosomal protein S27-like. Gene Ontology annotation, biological process: ribosomal small subunit assembly; translation. The record is from RefSeq and is a predicted model, not a curated record. Gene Ontology annotation, molecular function: RNA binding; structural constituent of ribosome. NCBI's taxonomy places the organism in Eukaryota, Metazoa, Chordata, Actinopteri, Mugiliformes, Mugilidae. Gene Ontology annotation, cellular component: ribosome; cytosolic small ribosomal subunit. The transcript is spliced from 4 exons. The coding region runs from base 149 to 403 and encodes 84 amino acids.